AUGGCGCCAAAGAGAAAUGUCUUGCUCAUGAUUGCCGAUGACCUCGGUCGUGAGCAAAUCGGCACAUACGGAUGCAAGGCACUACAGACACCGAGUCUCGACUCACUUGCGGCAUCCGGGUCCCGUUUUGACAUGGCCUUUGCCAGCACAGCCUCAUGCAGCGGCAGCAGAACAACCAUAUACACUGGGCUGCACACCCAUGAAAAUGGUAGCUACGGACUGGUAUUGGAACGCAACGGAUUUCAAACAUGGAAACAUGUAGAAACUGCUCCGCAGGUAUUCAAUGAUAUUGGCUACAAGACUGGUAUCUUGGGCAAGAUCCAUGUUGCGCCUGAGGAGAGAUAUCCUUGGCAAACGCGCAAAGAGAGCGACUCGCGAAACACGGCCAUGAUUGCUGAUCAAGCUGAGGAGUUCUUUGCCGAGGCCAAAAAAGAAGACCGCUCGUUUUAUCUUACAAUUGGCUACGUCGAUCCUCAUCGAGUUUUGGCUAGCCGUGGUGGAUUUGGAAAUGAGGAUGGCAACUACGAUGCCCGCCUAAAAGAUCGCAUUUUCAGCCCGGAUGAAGUGGAAGUUCCGCACUUUAUGCAGGACCUUCCGGCCGUUCGACAAGAACUGGCAGAAUACUACCGUUCCAUCCACCGAAUGGACCAGGGAAUUGGUCUUGUUUUGGACGCUCUUGAGCGACAGGGCUUGGCGGAUGAGACGCUAGUAUUAUUCCUGAGUGACAACGGACCGCCAUUCGUCAACUCAAAGACUACCCUUUACGAUGCCGGUGUACGGUUACCGUUCAUCAUCCGUGUGCCCGGAAAGGACACUGGUAUCAUCAACAAGAACAUGGUGUCGUACAUUGAUGUGCUGCCAACAUUCUUGGACUGGGCCGGCCAUGGAAAUCGGCAGCCUCCUGAAGGCUGCGUUGGACCUCGCCGUGGACAAUCUAUCAUCCCCAUUGUCGACUCAGCAACCAAUCAAGAUGGAUGGGAUCACGUCUUUGGCUCACACACUUUCCAUGAAAUCACUAACUAUUGGCCGACGCGGUACAUGCGGAAUCGUCGGUACAAGUACCACCGCAAUGUAUGCUGGAAGCUCGAUUUCCCAUUCGCCAUGGAUCUGUAUGCAUCGCUAUCAUUUGAAGCGAUGCGAAACACAAGCCCUCCAAUGAUUGGAAAGCGACCCCUAAAGAGUUACAUCUGCCGGCCGCCAGAGGAGUUGUACGAUCUGGAAGCCGACCCAGAGGAAGUGCACAACCUUGCGGGCUCGCCGGAACAUGAAGGAGUGUUGAGGCAGAUGCGCGAGGCAGUUGAGAAGUGGCAGAUGGAGACAAAGGAUCUGUGGUUGUGGAAGGAUGGUGUUGCAGUGCAGCGGUUCAAGGAAUUCAACUACGAGAGAGAUGGACUCAAGAUUCCGGAUCGGUUCGACUUUGACGUUGAUAAUCCGGGGCUGGGGCAUGUAGAAAAGAGCCUGAAACUGCACUGA
Pochonia chlamydosporia 170 is the source of this 1473-nucleotide messenger RNA. Its product is annotated as arylsulfatase. The transcript has a single exon. Gene Ontology annotation, molecular function: arylsulfatase activity. The coding region runs from base 1 to 1473 and encodes 490 amino acids. Lineage: Eukaryota; Fungi; Ascomycota; Sordariomycetes; Hypocreales; Clavicipitaceae. The record is from RefSeq and is a predicted model, not a curated record.